This is a messenger RNA of Tribolium castaneum (red flour beetle), 1621 nucleotides long. RefSeq names its product olfactory receptor 12. Gene Ontology annotation, biological process: detection of chemical stimulus involved in sensory perception of smell; sensory perception of smell. The transcript is spliced from 5 exons. Gene Ontology annotation, molecular function: odorant binding; olfactory receptor activity. NCBI's taxonomy places the organism in Eukaryota, Metazoa, Arthropoda, Insecta, Coleoptera, Tenebrionidae. The record is from RefSeq and is a predicted model, not a curated record. The coding region runs from base 122 to 1543 and encodes 473 amino acids. Gene Ontology annotation, cellular component: plasma membrane.
AUGAUUUAAAAUUUACUAAUCGCCCAGCAACUAAUAACUAGUUAGCUUUCUGGCCGGAGACAUUUUUUGCAGUUGUAAAACUGUAUUUAACGAAGAAAAAUCACUGGAACGUUUAUUGGUCAUGGCACAUAAUCUGGACGUGGAUUUGACCGAAUUUGUGCGAUUUAACAUCAAAUGCAUCCAGUUUUUCGGAUAUUUCUCGCCCGAUUUCAGGAAUAAUUCUCAAAGGAAAUUACUUUUUCGCAUCUACGCUGCCCUUUUUGUCGGAUUUGCGUUCAUUUUGUCGCUCUUGAGCCAAAUUGCCAACAUGGUAGAUGCGUUUGGUGACAUCGAAAAAAUGACAGAAGCCUCAUUUCUGCUUUUUACAAAUCUGGUCCAAUGUUUCAAGAUUUAUACUUUUGCGAACCACGGCAAAAAAGUAUGGAAUUUGGUGUACAGCAUGAACAGAAGUGAUUUUAAGCCGAACAAUUUGGCCCAGUACUGGAUUGUGGUCAAUGAGAUAAAAACAUCGAAAAUAAUUUCGAAAUUAUUUUUACUCGCAUGUACGUUGACUUGUGUCUCUUGGGCCAUUUCGCCACUUUUGGACAAGAGAGGUAGUGAUGAGCUGAGACUACCGUUAAGUGGCUGGUAUCCGUUUAGCACGGAAAAAUCGCCAGCUUUCGAAUUUGCUUACACUUAUCAAAUUUUUACCACUUGGGUUGGGGGACUUGGAGACAUAAGUAUGGACACUUUUAUGUCAGGCACCAUCAUGGUUAUUUCGACACAGCUCAGUUUACUGAAAGAUGGACUUGAAAAUGUUGCAAGGAACAUCAAACAUGACAAAAGUUCGGUUAAUAAAAAUUUAAUUCAAUGUGCUUGUCAUUACAGAAGUAUUAUACAGUUUGCCGCUGAAGUAACUAAUCUUUUCACAACCUGUAUAACGGCCCAGUUCGUAGUAGGAGUAAUAAUUGUUUGCAUGUCCAUGUUUCAAAUGAGCCUAGUUUCGGUGCUAAGUUUCCAAUUUGCCGCAAUGUUAUUGUACCAAAUUUGUGUCCUCAUGGAGAUUUAUUUGUGGUGUUUUUACGGCAAUGAAGUGAUGCUUAAGAAAAUAUUCAAUAAAUUGUAUCACAAUUUCAGGUUUGCCCAAGAAAUGACCUGGCUUUUCACUACCUGUAUCAUGAGUCAGUUUGUGGUCAGUGUAAUAAUAAUUUGCAUCACAAUGUUCCAAAUGAGUUUGGUGUCACCGUUGAGUUUGCAAUUUUUGUCAAUGGCCCUAUAUCAAGCCUGUAUGAUCACUGAGAUAUUUCUGUGGUGUUAUUACGGCAACGAAGUAAUACUACAGAGUGGCAAACUCACACAGUCGGCUUAUAUGAGCCAGUGGUUGAGUUCCUCCAAAAAGUUUAAACACGAUUUGAUGUUCUUUAUGACUCGUUCGCAAAAUCCACUCAAACUUUACGCUGGAGGUUAUUUUACAUUGUCUUUAGAGACAUUUAUGGCUAUUGUAAAGUCGAGUUGGUCGUAUUUUGCGGUUUUAAACAGAGUGCAUACCACAGAUAACGUAUAGUGAAUGGCCAAAAAUGGAAAUUAUUGAAAUUCUCAGUUGAUUAACGUGUAGUUCUAUAUAAUAUUAUGCAUUAAAAAU